Molecule: messenger RNA, 513 nt
Organism: Ostrea edulis (European flat oyster)
Lineage: Eukaryota; Metazoa; Mollusca; Bivalvia; Ostreida; Ostreidae
Product: protein NCBP2AS2 homolog
Exons: 4
Coding region: 112-396 (94 amino acids)
Source: RefSeq, a predicted model, not a curated record
CGUUUCCCGAUUUAUCAUCGGGAUCGACAUCUUGUACUUUAUAAGAUUUCGUAAGGUAAAGUUACCGUAAACAAGGAAUUUUAUGGACUUCAAUAUUAAUUCUAAAACCCAAUGGUCCUUAAAUUUCUUUUGAGGCUUCUGCACCACGAAAAUGUUAUUCAAAAGAUUGCAGAUAGCCCUCCCAUCAGACAAGCAGCAAGAUAUGUAGUGACAAUCUACCACAGGUUUCAUGCUGGAGAAAUGGGAGAUUUAAUGAAAAAAUUUGAGAAGAUGGCUACCAAAGACACCCCCAAGUCCACUAAUGCACCACCUAAACAAAUUGGAUUCACAGAGACAUUUAAGAGAGAACUGAGAGAAGGAUUUAAAGACCUUGAACAAAAGUCUAAGAAACAAUAGUCCAGCACAUUGUUAUUACUUAAGUUAUUAAGUGUGGUGUGCUUGUAUGUGUAGUUGUAUAGAGUGAGGAAUAUGUAUGUGUCAAGAUUUUUAAUAAAUUAUUAAUCUAGUCUUCCA